AUGAUAAACGAAAUAUCAAACACGUUCAUGGUUAAGAUGAAGUUUUGCGGAGACUUUGUGAAGACAGAAAGAAUGAAGAUCAACCGCUUUUAUGGUAUACUAAAGGCAGAAUUUAGAGAGUUCAUCACUCCCUCAAAGUGUGAAACCCUUGACGAGCUCAUCAAUCUGGCACGGGAUAGAGAAAUUGAAAUUAAGAGGCAAGAAGAACGUGGUGAAAAGAGGUCGAUAGAAAAGGGGACAAAUGCAAGUCCAUCUAAAAAGGUGAGGUUCCAUGAUCAGGGAAGGAAAGAUAAGUCGAAGGGUGGUAUUACUCCUUGCAAGACAUGUGGGAAACUCUAUACUGGGGAAUGCCUUUUGGGCAAGACGGGGUGCUUCAAAUGCGGUGAAGAAGGGCAUACAUCCUACAAGUGCCCUAACAACCCGAACACUUGUUUCAACUGUUUCCAGAAAGGGCAUGUUAAGUCGGAGUGUCCUAAACUUCAGCAAGGAUCAAAGAAGGAGGGAAAGAAUGAUGGAAGCUCUAAAACGAAAGGGAGGAUGUUUCAAAUCACAUCCGAAGAAGCCAACUCUCAUCCGAACAUGGUUUCAGGUAUUUUUCUAUUAAACUCCAUACCGGUUUAUGUUCUGUUCGAUACCGGGGCCACUAUGUCGUUUAUUUCGAAUGAAAUCAUACAACAUCCCUCAUUUAUGAUUGAACAAAUGCCGAUACCUUUAGAAGUAGAAAUAGCCGAUAGUAAGAACUAUGUGUUACACGAGAUUUGUAGAAAUUGCAAGUUCACUAUAGAAGAUGAAGAAUUCGAUAUCGACCUCAUACCUAUGGUUUUGGGGGAAUUUAAAAUGAUAGUAGGUAUGGAUUGGACGGCACGAUACCGCGCAGAUAUUAAUUGUGAAAAUAAGGUAAAGCUUGUCCAAUCUCCAAGUGGAAGACAACUGAGUAUUCAAGGGGAGAGAAAUGUGGAAAUAAAAUUGUGUACCCUUGUUCAAGCCGUUAAAUACGUACUUAACGGGAGUAGGGCAUACCUAGCUUAUGUAGUAGACGCUCGACAAAGCCUCCAGAAGCUUGAAGAUGUUGAGGUCGUGAACGAAUUUCCGGAUACAUUUCCGGAGGAAUUGUCGGGACUCCCUCCCGAACGAGAAAUAGAGUUUUGCAUCGAAUUAAAUCCGGGUGCAAAACCGGUAGCGAAGGCUCCCUAUAGAUUGGCUCCCACCGAGAUGCGGGAGUUAAUGACACAAUUACACGAUCUACUGGAUAAGGGCUUUAUACGCCCGAGUGUGUCGCCUUGA
This is a messenger RNA of Helianthus annuus (common sunflower), 1284 nucleotides long. RefSeq lists its product as uncharacterized. Gene Ontology annotation, molecular function: nucleic acid binding; zinc ion binding; aspartic-type endopeptidase activity. The record is from RefSeq and is a predicted model, not a curated record. Lineage: Eukaryota; Viridiplantae; Streptophyta; Magnoliopsida; Asterales; Asteraceae. The transcript has a single exon. The coding region runs from base 1 to 1284 and encodes 427 amino acids. Gene Ontology annotation, biological process: proteolysis.